AUGCCCGCUGCUGUCUAUGAGGGCGUUCUGCGGGAGGCGCGGCAGUGGUUCGGCCUGCCGGAUUCGUCCAAGCGUGCCAUCCAGCUGCGGGGCGCAGCCACGAGCUACCGCGGCUACCAGCCUCUGGGUGCCAACGUGACGCGGCUGCCUGGCGGCGGGUUCACACGAGACUGGCACGAGGCCAUCGAUCUGUUCAAAGAGGAGGACCCCGCUGAGGUUCAGGCGCGGGGCCUGCCCCCGAGCCCCAUCCAUGGCCCCAACCUUUGGCCCUCCCAGUCGCCGGCUUUCGAGGCCGCCCUCAGAUCAUACAUCAACGGCUGCCUAACCUUGGGCUCUGCGCUGCUCCGAGGCAUCGCCCUCGGCCUCGGACUGCCAGAAAGCGCGUUCGGCGGUGGACUGGCGGCGCCGGAGCGGUCCUACUGGGUGGCCAGGGUGAUCCACUACCCGCCCCUGGUGCAGGGCAGCGCGCAGCCAGGCGGCGGGCGGCUGCAGGAGGGUGCGGCAGCGGCGGCGGCGGGUGCUGACAUCAGCCGCGACGUGCAGCUGAGCUGCGGCGAGCACACCGACUAUGGGCUGUUGACCCUGGUCAACCAGGAGGGCCACGUCAGCGCGCUGCAGGUGAAGAACGCGGCUGGCGAGUGGGUGGACGCCGCACCCAUCCCCGGGACCUUUGUCUGCAACAUCGGCGACAUGUUCCAGACGCUCACCAAUGGCCUCUACACCCCCACCCUGCACCGCGUCCUCAACACCGACCCCGCGCGCUCGCGCGUCUCGAUACCGUUCUUCUACGAGCCGGCCUUCGAGGCCACCAUAGCGCCGCUGCCCCAGCUCGUGGCCGCCGCAGCGAGCGGUGCAGCGGCCGGCGGCGCAGGGCCGGCCGCCCGGUUCCCGUCGGUGCGCUACGGCAGCCACCUCGAGUCCAAGGUGCUGUCAAACUUUGAGCUGUAA
Monoraphidium neglectum is the source of this 948-nucleotide messenger RNA. RefSeq lists its product as hypothetical. Bases 1 to 948 code for a protein of 315 amino acids. The record is from RefSeq and is a predicted model, not a curated record. The transcript has 7 exons. Gene Ontology annotation, molecular function: dioxygenase activity. NCBI's taxonomy places the organism in Eukaryota, Viridiplantae, Chlorophyta, Chlorophyceae, Sphaeropleales, Selenastraceae.